Porites lobata is the source of this 1036-nucleotide messenger RNA. Lineage: Eukaryota; Metazoa; Cnidaria; Anthozoa; Scleractinia; Poritidae. The record is from the annotation of a GenBank genome assembly.
AUGUUCGUUGAGGGCUUCCAUAGAAUUCUCAAGGAGGUUUACCAAGAAAAGAAACAAAACCGUCGCGUUGAUCACCUGAUAUUUAAGCUACGGAAAAUAUCUCGAGAUAAGGCCUUUGAGCAGCUCAUUAAAGCUGAGAAGGGCAAAAAUACCGUUAGACAACGUGAAAGUAUCAAGCGGCACAAACAAGGGGAAUCAGUGAAGAAGAAAGCGGUUCACAAGCAGGAUGAGAACUUCUGGAAUGUUCAGUCGGCCUCUAAUAAACAAACUGUGCAUCAUGUGAGAAGAAUAAGUUCAGGUUGCUCAUGCCUGUUGAAUUGCCCUUCCUGUGAUGCUUGCGUAAAUACCUUUGAAUGUUCUUGUGCUGAUUAUUCUAUAAGGGGUGUGUUGCGCUCCCAUAUCCACUCUGUAAACUUCCUCUACCCAAAAACCACAGCUGCUGAUUUAGAAUUUCCUGGUACAGAGCAGGAGACCACCAGUGACAGUGACAUAGAGAAGAAACGCGAGGAGUUGUCUAAUAUUAUUCAACAGGACAAACAACUCCAGGAAAGCAAACAGCUGGCUGACCUCAAAACAUAUGCACUUAAUCAGAUUGCUGAAUUGAGUGAAUUGAUUCAGAGUGCCCCGACAAAAGACACCAUAAAUACAACAUUGAAGCACAUUCGAUCUGCAAUAUCAGUGUCUAAGGGAUUGUCUGUCAUUGGAUCUGACCAUCAAUACCUGAAAACACAGUUGUUUCCACCUAAUAAACUGUAUGAGAAGCAAAAGCGCUUCUUUUCUACAAAGAAAAAAAAGGAAAGUUCAUCGUGAGAGGGCUAAUUUGUCAGAUGCCACUGCAAAGGAAUUGGAGGACAUGGAAGUCCAAGUGUGUGCACUUUGUUUCAAGGAAAACCCACCUGGUGAAGACACGGACACAUUUGAGUGGAUAGAGUGUGAAAAGUGUCAAUGCUGGGUGCAUGAGGUCUGUGAUUACAUUGAUGACAAGGCAAACUACAUUUGUUGUAUGUGCAACUCUUUAACAUUUACGAAGAAAUAA